AUGAUAAUCACUGUAGUUGAAAUAACUAUCGUAGUUGAAAGAGUUAUCACAGUUGAAAUAAUUAUAAUCAUGAAAACACUCAUACAAUUAUUCCAUUUUUCCCUAUUUCUUGUUUUCUUUAUACCAACAUCUUUAGCAGAGCCACAAAUCAAAAACACUUAUUCUCUAGCUCUAUCUAAUAUCAAUCAUCCUCUGCAAAGUGCCAUAACACUAGGUGAGCUAACUUACGAAAAAGACCCACCAUCUGCUAGUUUUAAAAAUACCAAUCUCAAUAACGAUGAAACAUUAAAUAUAAGCUUAAAUAAUACCUAUUGCAUCAACAUAAUCGAUAACACCAAUCAAGUUGACAAUUCAAAUUGUUUCUCUUAUAAAAAAAUCAAAAGUAUAAAUAAUCUAUUCAUUACAAUCGACUCAAGCAAUGACAUCUUCAAAUUGACUCUAAUGCCAUUGGAUAACAUCGACACUCCUGAAUCUCUAUCAAUUUCAAAUAUAUCCAUAAAUCCAAUUAUUAAACAAUUAAAAAACGCAAUCCAGCCAAUCCUUUUAAAACCAGCAAAAAUCAACUAUUUUAUCAAUUCAAAUGGUAAAAAAAUCGCUAAAAAAAAAAAUAUUGGUUAUACAUUGCUUUAG
This is a messenger RNA of Ascoidea rubescens DSM 1968, 630 nucleotides long. RefSeq lists its product as uncharacterized. The coding region runs from base 1 to 630 and encodes 209 amino acids. The transcript is spliced from 2 exons. The record is from RefSeq and is a predicted model, not a curated record. NCBI's taxonomy places the organism in Eukaryota, Fungi, Ascomycota, Saccharomycetes, Ascoideales, Ascoideaceae.